Perkinsus marinus ATCC 50983 is the source of this 1431-nucleotide messenger RNA. RefSeq names its product tryptophan 2,3-dioxygenase, putative. Gene Ontology annotation, molecular function: heme binding; L-tryptophan 2,3-dioxygenase activity; metal ion binding. Bases 1 to 1242 code for a protein of 413 amino acids. The transcript has 13 exons. The record is from RefSeq and is a predicted model, not a curated record. NCBI's taxonomy places the organism in Eukaryota, Perkinsozoa, Perkinsida, Perkinsidae.
AUGUGCCAGGUUGAACAAGGUCUUGGUCGCCGCUCCUCGCGAUGCUACUACCCAGACUACCUCAAGCUGGAUGAACUGCUGUCUCUGCAGCGACCUUACAGUGACGGCUGUGUGGGGUCUGCCCACGGCUUUGCUCAUGAUGAGAUGCUAUUCAUAAUCACUCACCAGACCUACGAGCUGUGGUUUAAGCAAAUCAUCUUUGAAUUCGAAUCAGUCCAUGGUAUCUUCUCGAAAGCUGUUAUCGAGGAACAUGAUAUGGCCAUUGUCAACGAGAGGCUUAGUCGAGUUCGGAAUAUUCAGAAUCUGCUGCUGGGUGCACUACCGGUCCUCGAGACGAUGACACCGAUGGACUUUCUGGAGUUUAGGGACUACCUCAUGCCAGCGAGCGGAUUCCAGAGCGCUCAGUUUAGGGUUAUUGAGGUUAUGAUGGGGCUGCCGUUCAGUCGGGAGGGGAGAAAAUACGGGAGUCCUCAGUUCUUCCUCUCGAAAUUCCAUCCUAAAGAUAUUGAACGAGUUGUGUAUUGGGAGAGUCAGCCUAGCUUGGUUGAGCUGACGGAAAAGUGGCUGGAGAGACUCCCCCUACCUAAUUUUGAUUGGCUAUGUCAAUACAAAUCAGCUGUCUAUGCUAUGCUCGAGAGCGACGAACAGACGGUUAGACAGGUCUUUGGUCGGAGCUCAACGGAGGGGGAUGAGUUUGGAGAGGAUGAUGAUGAUGAGGAGGAGGAGGCUCAUCCGAAUGGAGGAUGCCCAUUCAUGGGAAAUUCUAAACAGAACGGUGAGGAUCGCCUCGAGCAAGAGCUGAAGGCCCUAAGAGCCACCAGGGCGACAUUUGAAUCUCUCUUCCAUGAUGAACAGCAUGCCGAAAUGGUCUCUCGUGGGGUGCGUCGGUGGUCGCGGACUGCCACGCUGAAUGCGCUGUUCAUAUUCCUGUAUAGAGAUCUCCCUCUACUGCAAAUGCCUUUCCAGUUCUUGCAAAACCUCCUGGAGAUCGACAACGGCUUCACUCAGUGGAGGGUAGCGCACGCCCAGAUGGCCCAGCGUAUGCUUGGCACGAAGAUCGGCACUGGUGCCACCUCGGGCUCGGAAUAUCUUACUAGAGCUGCUAAGGCUAACAGGGUUUUCCUGGAUCUGCAUAAUCUGUCGACGUAUCUCGUCCCUAGGGGGAUGCUGCCUGAGUUGCCUGGGCACAUUAUGAAGAUGUUGAAAUUCGCUCCGUUUCCAGAUGUGUGUGAUUCCGGAUAACAUUAUUGGUUGCGAACAUAUGAUGUUUAAAAAUCUUCGCGGUGCGUUAAGAUAUUAGCUCGCUAUUUCACUGUGAUGAUGAAGAUAUGUGUGGAAGAAGGGUCUUACUUGACCUUUUGAAUCCAAAAUCCAUCCGACCCGGGUUCGAUCCCUGGUGAGGGGAUUUUUUGAACAAUUAAUUUUCUACCC